CAAAAAAAAAAAAAAAAAAGUGCUAAAUAAAAACUUGGGUUUGGGGCGACCUUAACCCGCAAGCCCAACCCAAUUACUAUUAUAAAAGGAAUUGCGAGCCCUAAACCCUAGUUUUCUUCCUCAACGGCCACCGAUCUUACCAGGCGCAGUAUCGUCUUCAGCGGUUAUGGCUACCAAGCAGCCAAAGACUGGCCUUUUUGUGGGACUGAACAAAGGCCACAUUGUAACCAGGAAGGAGUUGGCGCCCCGCCCCUCAGAUAGGAAAGGAAAAUCUGCGAAAAGAGUUCUUUUUGUGAGGAGCUUGGUCAGGGAAGUUGCUGGUUUUGCACCAUAUGAGAAGAGAAUUACUGAGCUUCUGAAAGUUGGCAAGGACAAGCGUGCACUCAAGGUUGCUAAGAGGAAGCUGGGAACUCACAAGAGAGCAAAGAAGAAGCGUGAGGAGAUGUCUAGUGUCCUUCGCAAGAUGAGGGCUGGUGGAGGUGGAGAGAAGAAGAAGUGAAGCUUUUUCUAGGUUGGCAUCUCUGGUGAUGUGCUCCCUCUUCACAACUAGAGGCCGUUUAGAGUUUACUUAGAAUGUUUUCACUUUUUCUUCAAGAUUGAAACUGAGCUGGAUUAGAUAUGAGAAGGCUGUAGUAGUACUCUAAAAUUCUGGUCACUGUUUGGAUUUUAUGUAUGGUUUUGCCCCAUUAUUUUUUGAAGAAAUUUUGUUAUUUUGU
Rubroshorea leprosula is the source of this 716-nucleotide messenger RNA. NCBI's taxonomy places the organism in Eukaryota, Viridiplantae, Streptophyta, Magnoliopsida, Malvales, Dipterocarpaceae. The record is from the annotation of a GenBank genome assembly.